This is a messenger RNA of Mercenaria mercenaria, 2979 nucleotides long. RefSeq names its product glycoprotein 3-alpha-L-fucosyltransferase A-like. The transcript is spliced from 3 exons. Bases 713 to 2065 code for a protein of 450 amino acids. Lineage: Eukaryota; Metazoa; Mollusca; Bivalvia; Venerida; Veneridae. The record is from RefSeq and is a predicted model, not a curated record. Gene Ontology annotation, cellular component: membrane. Gene Ontology annotation, molecular function: alpha-(1->3)-fucosyltransferase activity.
UCCAAUGAAUACAUUCUAAGCUAUAUACCUUUCUAUCAACAUUUAAUAUAGAUCCAUUAAUGGUAUACACGUCAAUAUAUAUGUAAAUUAUUAUCAGCUGUUACAAAGCACGGCAGAUUGACAAAGAAAUUAGUAUAAUUUAAAACUUGGGAAGCUAUAACUACCUAUUAAGAAAAAACACAAAAAAAAAAAAAAACAACAACAACAACACAGGAUUGAGAACAAUACAAGAUAGUGAGUUCAAAUGACAAUAACAUUUAUCAUUUAAACUUAGGUAUGAAUUUGGAGGCAGCUCUUACGAUAGAAAAAUAAAACAGUUUCAUGACUUGCAGAAAAGGAAAAAGUAAUUUUACCAGAUAAUAAGGAUAUUUUGUGUCUAGAAAAGAAGGAAUAACAGUGAAGCAUGACGUACCUUGACAAGAUUCAUGUUGACAGAAAAAAAAUAUACAGAAAUUUCUCCGGUGGAAAACACCUAGGUUGAGAAUACGAGGACAGGGAAAUCGAUAAAUCACGCAUGUGUAAGCUGUGCAAGAGGACAAGGCAAGAGAUAAGUCACGCGUGUGUAAAGCUGUGCAAGAGGACAAGGCAAUCGAUAAAUCACGCAUAUGUAAGCUGUGCAAAAGUACAAGACAAUAUAUAAAUCACGCGUGUGUAAGCUGUACAAGAGGAAAAGGCAGUCGAUAAAUCACGUGUGUGUAAGAUUCUCUUCAGCAUGCGUUUUCAUCUUAAAAGGACAGUGCUUUGGGUUGUAAUAUUGUUAACCGGAUUAAUAUUCAUUGAUUUUAAAGUCUAUGAUAAUUCAUAUUUGGUAAAUGAUCAACCUUUACGAAAAAUGUUCAAUCAAACUACUGUGGGUCAGACAACACAAUCUAAUUUCACAAAAAUUGUAUCUUACUUACAAACCUUUACCAAAAGAGCAGUGAUAAAAUCGCAAAAAUUAUGGGCGACCGAAGCUGUCAAAGAAAAUUUAGAACUUCUUUGGCCGAGUAGAGAAUUUUAUGAAAAUGACAGAAUAACGAAUCAGUUAAAUUAUAGAUUAGGAAAUGAAAGUAAAUCUAAUAAUAAGCUAUCGGAUAAAGGUGUUAAACUUAAGAAAAUAUAUUUAGAUUCAGGAUUUGGAGGAAAGCGUUUGGGACGAUGGGUGUUUUUAGAAGACAAGUGUAAUAUAAACACGUGCGAGAUAACACGAGAUCGUAAAUAUACUGAUACUGCAGACGCUUUAUUCUUUCAGUCAUCCUCAAGUGGAACCAUAACUCGAAAAUCAACACAGCAGAUUUGGAUGAUUUUUAUGCUAGAGUCGCCGUACCAUACUGCCGGAUUGAGAAGUUUACGUAAUGUGUUUAACUGGACUGCCACUUAUCGGCAUGAUUCCGAUAUAGUUGCUCCGUACGAAAAAUUCGUACGUUAUGACGAAAAAGUUAAAUUUCUUCCACAAAAAAAAAGUUACGCUGCAGGAAAAACUAAAAAAGUAGCUUGGUUUGUUUCAAACUGUGGCGCGAGAAAUGAACGACUACAGUAUGCCCGGAAGCUGUCAAAAUAUAUUCAAGUAGACAUAUAUGGAGCGUGUGGACCUUUACGAUGCCCACGGAAGAAUGACAAAUGUUUUGAAAUGCUCAAUACUGACUAUAAGUUUUACCUGUCAUUUGAAAAUUCGAAUUGCAGAGACUACAUAACCGAAAAAUUCUUCGUCACAGGUCUACAACAUGACGUGAUACCAAUCGUUAUGGGAGCCGCCCCUGAAGAUUAUUCGCGUGCUGCCCCACCCCAUUCAUUUAUACACGUAGACGAAUUCCAAUCUCCAGAAGAGCUUGCACAAUAUCUGCACAAAUUGGACCAAAAUGAUGAUUUGUAUAAUGAAUAUUUCCGUUGGAAAGGGACGGGAUCUUUUAUCAACACUUACUUUUGGUGCCGCGUGUGCGCCAUGUUGCACGAGACUUCCAGAGAAUCUCACGCUUAUCGUGAUUUGGAAAAAUGGUGGCGGGGAGAAGGUAUCUGCAUAGGUAAAGACAAUUGGCGACAGCGACAGCGUACCUCAAAAUAUAUUGCAGAAGAUUACUUAGCAUAGGACAUCUUCCACUGUCAGUAUUCCUAAGUGAUAACCUAAUCAGAUAACCAUGAUUGCAGUGUCCAGAAAAUUGAAGCAAGAGUGAUAUGACUUCUGACUGGCUGGUACUGUGUUAAACUUGACCAAUCGUUAAGUUUUAAUCAAAGACUUGUUCCAAAACUCAGUACAUGUAUUAUAUCAUAGAAUAUCGGCAAACAGAUUAUGAAGCUUUUACGAGUAAGUUAAACUAAAGUACAUUGUAUAAUGUCAGUUACGUUAUUCAAUGCAACAAUGUGUUUAAAUUUAUAAUUCACUAGCUAUUUUGCUGUAACAUUCCACAUGCAAAAUAUGUCGCAUUUCUAACUGUAUUGAUUUCCGUGCGUGUCGUUUGAAGGGGAAUAUUUCCCACAUGAUAGCAAUUUCUGCAAGUAGUAAUGACUAAAAUUAUUAAAAUUUAUAACACAAUUAUAUAGCACAAACAAUCAGGUGUUUAUAUCUAUGACACUUGGACUUUGUUGAAAAAAAAUGUAAGUAGAUACAUAGGGAGAGUCAUGGAAUGUCAGAUUGUUAUUUUAGUAUUAGAGAUUUCUGGUCACUAACCGUUUGCAUAAUGUGCCAUCAAGAGUCCUCCAUAAUGCUGUGGUUUAAGUCACACGCAGGCCCCGAUGUAGGCUUGAUUCUUUAUAUAAACGUAUUAAUAGUCUUUGGACGUCACUUUAAAUUGUGGCUCAGUGACAUGUGAUUUACACGUUCAAAACAGAAGAACCAUGGGAACUGACUCGAUGUGCAUCUUAUCUCAUACUCCCAAAAACCAAAAGGUGACUAUCAUUCUUCUGGCGGUGUUGUCCAUAUAAAAUGAUCUCCGAUACAAGUAUAGGUCUCCCUAGUCACCGCACUACCUGCAUGCAGCGACAGGUCCGAUCCCGUACACGUUC